Messenger RNA from Tarenaya hassleriana, 2292 nucleotides. RefSeq names its product cysteine-rich receptor-like protein kinase 25. Lineage: Eukaryota; Viridiplantae; Streptophyta; Magnoliopsida; Brassicales; Cleomaceae. Gene Ontology annotation, molecular function: ATP binding; protein kinase activity. Gene Ontology annotation, biological process: protein phosphorylation. The transcript is spliced from 7 exons. The record is from RefSeq and is a predicted model, not a curated record. The coding region runs from base 68 to 2095 and encodes 675 amino acids.
GGUCGUCUUUAUUUUGCAACGAUCUCUCAAUUCAAGGAAGAAAACAGAGGAGCUCAAGAACAAGAACAUGUCUCUGUUCAGAUCCUCUGUCUUCAAGAUAACAUUUUCUCUAAUCUCUGCUCUGUUCCUUAUGAGCUUCAACGCGGAAGCUGCUGAUCCAACUUACCUAUACCACACAUGUCCGAACACGACGACUUUCACCAGAAACAGCACUUACUUCUCCAAUCUCCGAACCGUUCUCUCGUCGCUCUCGUCCCCAAACGCGAGUUACGAGACCGCUUUCGCAAACGCAACCGCUGGUCAAACCCCUGACACGGCCUACGGUAUCUUCCUCUGCCGCGGCGACGUUUCGGCCGAUGUUUGCCGCGACUGCGUUGUCUUUGCGGUCAACGACACGUUACAGAAGUGCCCUGUCGAGAAAGAGACCGUUAUCUGGUACGAUGAGUGCAUGCUUAGGUACUCUAACCAAAGCAUCGUGGGUACCAUGAGAUUCGGACCAGCAGCUUACUUGUGGAACAGACAAAACAUAACGGAGAAUCAGGUCAACGAGUUUAGUCAAUCUCUGGCUUCUUUGAUGAUCGAUGCUGCAUCGAUGGCGGCUUCGAGUCCAAGAAAGUUUGCGACAAAGAAAGCAAAUUUCACAGUGUUUCAGACAAUUUACAGUCUUGUUCAAUGCACACCAGAUCUAACCAGACUGGACUGUGAGAGUUGUCUCAGACAAGCGAUUAAUCUGCUACCGGAUUGUUGUGACAGACGUAUAGGUGGUCGAGUAAUGGCUUCGAGCUGUAACAUAAGGUAUGAGCUUUACCCGUUUUACAACGAAACCAUCGUGAUGGCUCCUCCACCAACAGUACCUGCUCCACCGCCAAAUAUUUCCUCUGGGUCUUCAGAAAGGAAAAGCAAAAGCUCUGCCGUGACAGUGAUCGCCAUAGUUGUGCCGGUUUCUGUAUCUCUGCUGCUUCUGAUUGGUGCAUAUUGCCUACUAGCAAGAAGAAGAAGAAGAAGCAAGAUGCAGUUGAGAUCUGAACCAGAAAAAAAGGAUGGAGACGAUAUUUCCACAGCAGAAUCGCUGCAGUUUCAGUUUAGAACUAUUGAAGCAGCCACAAAUAAGUUUUCAGACAGUAACAAACUUGGUCAUGGUGGAUUCGGUGAAGUCUUCAUGGGUCGGCUUCCGAGUGGACAAGAAAUUGCAGUAAAGAGACUGUCUCGAGGAUCAACACAAGGAGCUCGAGAGUUCAAGAACGAGGUUGUCUUGGUCGCGAAGCUCCAACACAGAAAUCUUGCAAGGCUACUCGGUUAUUGCUUGGAAGGCGAAGAGAAGAUACUCAUCUAUGAGUUCAUUGCGAACAAAAGCCUCGACUAUUUCCUAUUCGACCCGGAAAAGAGAAGAUAUCUGGACUGGCGGAGAAGAUACAAGAUCAUCGAAGGGAUUGCUCGAGGAGUUCUUUAUCUUCAUCGAGAUUCAAGGCUCAUGAUCAUUCACCGUGAUCUCAAAGUGAGCAACAUUCUUUUAGAUGCGGAUUUCAACCCGAAGAUCUCGGAUUUUGGGAUGGCAAGGAUUUUCGGAAUUGAUCAGACACAAGCCAACACUGGCAGGAUAGUUGGAACAUACGGUUACAUGUCUCCAGAGUACGCAAUACACGGCCAUUACUCUGUAAAAUCUGAUAUAUACAGCUUCGGAGUCUUGAUUCUAGAAAUCAUAAGCGGCAAAAAGAACAGCAGCUUCUACGAAAGAGAUGGAAAUGCAGACUUGGUCUCGUAUGCCUGGAGGCUCUGGGGCGAUAAUUCGCCGCUAGAACUCGUGGAUCCAUCGAUGGGACGGGAUUAUCAGACGAACGAAGUGAUCAGAUGCAUCCAUAUCGGUCUGUUAUGUGUUCAAGACGAUCUUUCAGACAGGCCUACGAUGGAAAACAUUCUUAUCAUGUUGAAUAGCUUCACUGUUACUCUACCGGUUCCACAACAACCGGGGUUUUCGAUCCGAAGAACAAAUGAAUCUGAUCAGCAAUCUAGAGAAUCGGGGUCGGAGAAAUCUACGAGCAAGUCUAUGCCUUGGUCAGUUGAUGAUUCAUCCAUAACUGCUCUUCAUCCUCGUUAGAUCGGUCAGUAAAUCUGUGAGUUCUGUCCGAGCAAGGAUUCAUCAGUUUCUGUAAAACAUUGAGACUUUGGUUGGUUUGAUCUUGUGAUAUCCGUUAUUGCUAUGUGUGUAACUAUCUAAUCUUUUAAAUUUUUCAUAGAAUGUAUCAGAUAUUCUGUUAUAUACCAGCAUACAUGUGUCACCAUGUAUCUAUCAAC